AUGUCCAAAAAUUUCAGGACACCGCGGUCAACUCACUCGGAGAAAAAAACAGAACAACUAACUGCCACAGGCCUGUCACAGACCUUUUGUCCCAGGCUACCUUCUACAGGCUACAGGCCACCUACCGUAGGCUACCGGCCAAAAACCUCCCAAAGACCUUUUACCAAAAGCUUCCUGUCAAAGACCUACUAUUGGGCUCCUGCCACAGGUUACCUGCCACAAGGUUCCUGCCACAGGCUACCUGCCACAGGCUACGUGCCACAGGCUACCUGCCACAGACUACCUGCCACAGGCUACCUGUCACAGGGCUCCUGCCACAGACUACCUGCCACAGGCUACCUGCCACAGACCUCCUGCCACAGACCUCCUGCCACAGACCUCCUGCCACAGGCUACCUGCCACAGAUCUCCUGUCAUAGGCUACCUGCCACAGACCUCCUGCCACAGACCUCCUGCCACAGGCUCCUGCCACUAUCACCUGCCACAGAACUCCUGCCACAGAUCUCCUGCCACAGACCUCCUGCCACAGACCUCCUGUCACAGACCUCCUGCCACAGACCUCCUGCCACAGGCUACCUGCCACAGAUCUCCUGCCACAGACCUCCUGCCACAGACCUCCUGUCACAGACCUCCUGCCACAGACCUCCUGCCACAGGCUACCUGCCACAGAUCUCCUGUCACAGGCUACCUGCCACUAACCUCCUGCCACAGGCUACCUGCCACAGAUCUUCUGCCACAGGCUACGUGCCACAGGCUACCUGCCACAUACCUCCUGGCACAGGCUACCUGCCACAGGCUACCUGCCACAGGCUACCUGCCACAGGCUACCUGCCACAGGCUACCUGCCACAGGCUACCUGCCACAGGCUACCUGCCACAGACCUCCUGCCACAGGCUACCUGUCACAGGCUACCUGCCACAGACUACCUGCCACAGGCUACCUGCCACAAACCUCCUGCCACAGGCUACCUGCCACAGACCUCCUGCCACAGGCUACCUGUCACAGGCUACCUGCCACAGGCUACCUGCCACAGGCUACCUGCCACAGGCUACCUGCCACAUACCUCCUGCCACAGGCUACCUGCCACAGGCUACCUGCCACGGGCUACCUGCCACAGACCUCCUGCCACAGGCUACCUGCCACAGACCUCCUGCCACAGGCUCCUGCCACAGACCUCCUGCCACAGGCUACCUGUCAGUGGCAGCUUACAACAAACCAUCUGCCAUAA
Messenger RNA from Physella acuta, 1227 nucleotides. Its product is annotated as DNA-directed RNA polymerase II subunit RPB1-like. NCBI's taxonomy places the organism in Eukaryota, Metazoa, Mollusca, Gastropoda, Physidae. The record is from RefSeq and is a predicted model, not a curated record.